Molecule: messenger RNA, 2641 nt
Organism: Anneissia japonica
Lineage: Eukaryota; Metazoa; Echinodermata; Crinoidea; Comatulida; Comatulidae
Exons: 12
Coding region: 1098-2612 (504 amino acids)
Source: RefSeq, a predicted model, not a curated record
CAUUUAGGCUAGCUCGCACUUUUUUGUUGGCUAUUUUGUACCCAGCCUGGCCCUAGGCCUAGUAGUAGAUUAGAAUCAGCGGCGGCGCCAGUGAGUGAGUGGUUAAUCCGCCUGUCGGACGGGCCAAUGAAUGAAUGCCCUCUGUCUACUAUUGGACUAGGCAGUUUUUAUAGUAUUAUUAAAAAAAAAAAAAAAAUAGACAAAAGGAAGGAUUUUUUUUUUUUUUUUUCUUAAUUUGAGCAUUAUUAACUGCCUGCAACUCUCAGUACUGUAUUUUUAUAGUAGAAUAUCUUUAAUUUAAAAUGACCAAAGAUUGUCCAAUUUUGUCAAUGCACCAGCGGGGCAAGAUCUUAAUGUAGGGCCUAGGCCUAGUCCCUUGACCCUGCUUGAGUCAGUCAGAAUUGACCACUUUUGGACAGCCUUUAACUUUAAGGUCUGGUGCCGCUACUGCCACUGGAACUAAGGUGUAAAGUAUCUGUAUCGACCAAGGCUUACAAAAUAAUAAAAUACAUUUUUAUUAAAAGAAAAUAUAUAUUAAAUAAUUGAAUUGAUUUGAAUACAGUAAUGUAUCUAGUUUUCAAUUGAACAGUUUCUCUUUAUUUACUGUGUAGGCCUACUGUAAUUUUUAUUGAAAUGUUCAUAUUUUAAUAAUGAAUGGAUAAAUGAAUAAUUUUUUUUUUUUUUUUUGUGUUUUUAUGUUUUCAUUGUUGGGCCUAUGUAUGAAUGUUCAGAAUCCCAAAUGACUAUCAGUUAAUGGUUCACUCAUUCAUUGAUGACCAAAUGUAAAUAUUUGUGUAAUGGUCAUUAUCAGCUGCAAUUCAAUGCAAUAAAUAUAGUAAAAUGAAUACUGUAUUCAAAGUAAUGUACUGCAUUCAGUUGUUUUAAAUAAGGAACUGCUGUGAUAAUUAUUAAGAACAUAAAAACACUUAAUUAUUAAUGCAGGUUACAAACGGUAUGAUCUAAUAUUCUGUAAUAUGAACUGUUUUUUGCUAAUAGCAAUCAUCUUUUAAACUUCUGUCCCAUUGCACUGUGUAAAAAAAUGUUAAGUGUCUUUUUUGUUAAGUGUUUCACAGAAGCAGCAAGUAAACCAAUAACAUAUGCAGAACAUGGAGCUAGGAGAACUAGGUCCACCCGAAAAAGAUGUACAAAUUAUUAAAGAAACUGAAAAUGCUGUAACUGAAUUGAAUCGGAAUCAAGAUAAUUUGCCUACCAGUAAUAAUACUGCUGAAAAUGGUACUGACAUUGUUUAUACGGUUGCUAAUAAUGGAACCCAACGUGGACGGCGUCUGCUUCUGGACAGCAGAGGCUAUUCAUAUACUGUGAAGUUGGAUGGCAAAAAGUACACAUACUGGUGGUGCUCAAUGCGGAACCGGAGUAGGCGAUGUUGUGCAACUGUACGGCAAACGGCCGACGGUUUUAGAGCUGGAAAACGAGAUCACAGCCACGCUCCUAAGCCCAAGUGUGUCACUAAAGUUAACAUUGUUACAGAGAUCAAAGAGCGAUCAAAAUUGAUGAUACAUGAUUCUGCCCGUAGUGUUGUACAAGACGUGAUCACGAAAUAUUUGAACGCAGAAGUGAUGGCUGGAAGCUUGCCAUGUACAGACACUCUCAUACGUCUCGCCAAUCGGGCACGGGAGCCCCUGCGCCCAAACAACCCGAAGCACCUCAAAUUCAAGAUUAACUACAAAUACAUGCCUGAAGACUACAUAAAGGCUGAUAUUGAAAUUGAGUGCGAAAGACAUAUUCUGCUGGCUACUACAGACCAACUGUCUAUCCUGGCAGAUACUAGGAUCUGGUUUGUGGACUGUACAAAUAAGUUUAUUCAACAACCUUUUACCAAGCUUUUAUCAAUACACACUUUUGUGAGGACGGAACAUCAACUAAAGACCGUCCCGCUUGCAUUUGUCCUGAUGUCGAAACACCGCCAACGUGACUACAAAGCAGUAUUGGAACACAUUAUUAAGAUUCUCCCUCACCGGCAGUCUGUCAGGAAAUGUGUUCUUGAUUUUGAAAUCCCGAUGUGGAAAGCAUUCCAUUCUGUUUUACCUAAUGUAAGCCUUCAAGGCUGUUCAUUCCACUGGGUGAAGUGCGUCUUAAAGAAGGUGCAGAAAAUAACUACAGUUGUGGAGGCAGAAAUUAGGUUAGCGAGAAAAGUAAUGGCACUAGUUUACAUACCACCUGAGGAGAUAGAAGAUGCUCUUAGUAGACUGGAAAAACAAGCCAAGAAGAGUCGUAUUCUAAGCGACAUCAUUAAGCACAUAGACAAACAGUGGGUGCAAAGUAGUUUUUGGAGCCCACAGCAUUGGAGUGUGUUUGAACGGAUUGUACGAACAACCGAGGACGUAGAGGGCUGGCAUAAAACUAUGGUUGAAAAAGACAAAGGAGAGGGGAUUGGUAUGUACAAAUUGGUAGAGCAACUCCACACUGUAUCUCUUGACCUUCCUUUCAAAUGGAGGCUGGUGUCUAAUGAGAAGCUAUAUACACUGCAAAGGGAAAAGAAACACUGCCAGCAAGCAAAGUUGUUCAAAUUCUGGAGAAGAUAUUUAAAACAGAAGAUUAGCAUUGAUGAACUUAUAGACUGCUGUACUCUACUGGAUUAUCCGUUGAUCUAGAGGUCAACAUACUCGAUAAUGUCAUGGAA